CUUAUCCUUGGGUAUACCUGGCUACAAAAGCACAACCCCAAGGUCUGUUGGGAGACUAAAUGGGUGAAACUGUCACAUUGCCCUCAUGAGUGUCAUGACCUCACCCCAAGAACAAGAAAGGGAAGGUUAGCCAAGGAACAGGAGGCCCAGGACAUGGAGUACCUCUAUCCAAAGCUUCAUUCUACUAGGGUCAGGGCUGGCACCACAGAGGAACUCAUUCCAAAGGAGUACCACCAGUAUCUCAAGGUCUUC
Messenger RNA from Pisolithus orientalis, 252 nucleotides. RefSeq lists its product as uncharacterized. NCBI's taxonomy places the organism in Eukaryota, Fungi, Basidiomycota, Agaricomycetes, Boletales, Pisolithaceae. The annotation marks the transcript as partial. The transcript has a single exon. The record is from RefSeq and is a predicted model, not a curated record.